Messenger RNA from Tachyglossus aculeatus (Australian echidna), 945 nucleotides. RefSeq names its product migration and invasion enhancer 1 (gene MIEN1). Lineage: Eukaryota; Metazoa; Chordata; Mammalia; Monotremata; Tachyglossidae. The record is from RefSeq and is a predicted model, not a curated record. Gene Ontology annotation, biological process: positive regulation of filopodium assembly; negative regulation of apoptotic process.
GCAGGAGCGAGGCCGGCCGGGGGGCCGUGCCCUCCCGUCUGAGGCCUUAGUCCUCAAAGCACCCGGAUUUGGGCCUUGGCGCAGCUCGACUGGGAUUUUCUCCAGACGGAGCCGGGCCUGCCAGGGGCCACAGGUAAGCCUGAGAAGGAAAUUUGGGCUUGACAGACGGAGGGGUCGCUCAGAGGCGGCAGAGGGCGCCCAGAGAGCAGCGCCGGCGAAGCCCCGCCCCUUCAUUCCACGCUCUCCCCCGGUGCGUGCGUGCGUCAGUGCGUGCGUCCCCCGGCACGUGACCAGGGAGGCGCGCCAGACCCGGAAGCGGCGUCCGGAGCGAAGACCCGGAGCGGGAUUAGGAUCGGGAGCAGGAUGAGCGCGGGGACGGCGCCCCCUGCUGGCGGGGCGGUGACAGGCAGCGGCGUGCGGCUGGUGGUGGAAUAUUGCGAACCUUGCGGCUUUGAGGCCACGUACCUGGAGCUGGCCAGCGCCGUGAAGGAAGAGAAUCCGGACAUCGACAUCCAGCCCCGUCCCGGAGGAGGCACAGGGGCCUUUGAGAUUGAAAUCAACGGUCAGUUGGUCUUCUCCAAGCUGGAGAAUGGAGGAUUCCCAUACGAGAAGGAUCUCAUGGAGGCGAUCCGCCGGGCCAGCCUCGGGGAGCCCUUGGAGAAGAUCACCAAUAGCCGGCCUCCCUGCAGCAUCCUGUGACGGGGCCCUGGGCGUGUUUCCGCCCUUCUGAUUGACAACGUGUAGCUCCCCUCCGGCCCGGGGGGGGAUCCAGGCCUGCCUCCCUGCCCUCUGAAGGGGGAACUUGGGUAAGAGGGCUCCUCAGCCAAUUUACACCCCCUGCAGAAGUGCCUGCCCUCCCACGGUGCCCCCUGACCUUUAAUUUAUGCCCCAUGCUCCCCUUCCUCUUUGGAGCACCCCAGCAAUAAAGGUCACACUACAGAUCCC